Messenger RNA from Trypanosoma rangeli, 312 nucleotides. RefSeq lists its product as uncharacterized. The transcript has a single exon. The record is from RefSeq and is a predicted model, not a curated record. Bases 1 to 312 code for a protein of 103 amino acids. Lineage: Eukaryota; Euglenozoa; Kinetoplastea; Trypanosomatida; Trypanosomatidae.
AUGCCUCAUCGGCGAGAGGAUGUGGUGCUGGAUGCCGCAACGAUGCUUCUCAUAGAGCAGCACCCGCGUAUGGUGCAGCAUUUCCACACUCACAUUCUUUUCUUAGAGGAUGCCUUUUUUAGCAUUGACCAGCAAAAACGGGAGGUGGUUAACGUGGCGCACGCCUUUCUGAUGCCGUUGGACACGUCCUCCGGCCACCUCACACCGGAGCAGAUACUGGGGGCAGAGCAGAGGUUGCAGCGACUUUUACACUCCUUUGAGAUGACCUGUCAAGACGAGCUCGCAAGACUCCGAGAGGAAGGGAUACGUUGA